Molecule: messenger RNA, 4662 nt
Organism: Owenia fusiformis
Lineage: Eukaryota; Metazoa; Annelida; Polychaeta; Sabellida; Oweniidae
Source: the annotation of a GenBank genome assembly
UUCAUGCAAAGUAAACAGCCAUAUUGGAAUGUCCGGAAAAAUUGUCUUCGUUAAACAGAAGAUGUUAGAAUGAGUCAAACACCGAGAACUAGUGGGCUUAAACCCCCUAGUAAGAUAGGGAAGCCAAGUGGACUCCAGCCACCUGGCAGUUUAGCAGCAGGUACACCAGGGGAAAAGGCACACAGUGCUUUAACCAGCAGUGCUCGAGCGGCAGGCCUCUCUGCUGGCAAAGCUGAGAAGUAUGCUCAACAACUAAUGCAAAAUAUUCAAGUGGAGGAACAUGAGGGGUCUCCUAUAGCAACUGGUUUCAUCAUUGGAGACCGUGUCUAUGUUGGUGGGAACAAACCAGGAGUUGUAGCAUAUCUAGGAGAGACAAAAUUUGCAACUGGAGAGUGGGCGGGAGUGAUCCUGGAUGAGCCUGUGGGUAAGAAUGAUGGCAGUGUAGCAGGGGUGCGAUACUUUCAGUGUGAUAUGAAACGAGGUGUUUUCUCACGGCCGGGUAAACUAACGUCAACACUUCAAGCAACACCCCCUCCCUCAGAGGUUAAACCACCAGCAGCUACCCCUGCUAGGGGAGUAAGUGCAACUAAUGGAACAGCUUCAAAGGUUGCUCCAACCCUUGGUGGAUUGGCUAGUAAGAUAUCAUCCUCCAAGCAGGACCUCAGUAUGACCUCAUCUCCAACUGGGUCUGUAUCGAACGUUGCUACAGAUAGUAGUGCAUCUAGUGUAGGCGGCUCUAUUGCCUCAAGGUUCAAGGUGGGGGCGCGUGUAUUUGUCAGUGGGACUAAACCAGGGACCCUAAGGUUCAUAGGAGAGACCACGUUCGCUAAGGGGGAAUGGGCGGGAGUGGAGCUGGAUGAACCAAUGGGAAAGAAUGAUGGAUCUGUUGCUGGAAAACGAUAUUUUACUUGCAAGCCUCAUUAUGGGCUUUUUGCCCCAGCUCACAAGAUCACAAAAUUAACUACCAAUGCUCAGAAACCUGCCCCCAAGACAGCAGCCCCUAAGGCCACCCUCAGCUCACUAAGUACCUCCAUGGUUACUCCAAAACGUCGUCCAUCAACAAAUCUUUCCCGAGAGCGUAGUGGGAGCAAUGACUCUGUCAGUAGUAUAUGUUCUAGUGUCAGCACGUCGAGUGUUUCCCGCAGUAGGGUAAGACUGGGAGUGACCUCCCUCAAGGACCAGACUCCAGCCAAGACUGCCAAGCGACCUGGGGUGACCCCGAGUACAGCAACCACACAGGCUCUACAAAAAGCCCUGAAGGAGAAAGAGGAGCACAUAGAGCAGCUCCUGAGGGAGAGGGACCUUGAGAGGUCAGAGGUCGCUCGUGCAGCAUCACAAGUUGAAGAAUCUGAGAAUGAACUAACCAGUGUGCGCCAGGACCAUGCCUCAUAUGUUGAUGAAAUGGAGGAGUCCAUGCAGGCCAUGCAGAUCAAAGUAGAAGAUCUAGAGCAGCAGAAGAGGGAUCUCUUAGCCCAGGUGGAGGAGGAAAAAAGGAAAAUUGAAGAUUUGGAGUUCCAGGUUGAAGAACAGGGCAUUAAAGAAGAUGAGGUGGAGAUUAAGACUGAAGAGGAGGAAGCCAAAAUCAAAGAAUUGGAUGUGAUUGCAAGCAAAGAAAAAGACAGAGCUGAACGCCUUGAGAAAGAGGUUGAAACCAUGCAGGCAUUACUAGAGAAUGAAAGAAGUAAAUGGAAAGACAAGGAGAGUUCCAGUAGUGAGCUAGAGUCCACUAUGGAGGAGUUGAGACAUAAGCUCUCAUUGGCUGAGGCUAAAAUACAAGCACUUGAAACUGCUAGCUCUGCACAGGGGGAAAAGGCUAGCCAGGUUGUGGAACAGCUCACUGAAAAAGACAAGAAAAUCACACAACUUGAGACUAGUCUUAGUAGCAAGAAUAAUGACUGUAAAGACAUGGCAAACAAACUUAGUGAACUGCAAGAGCAGUUGGCAGAAGCAGACAAGAAAAGGCAGAAACAGCAAGAGUCUUUGGAAGAACUAAAGACAAAGUUGUCCAACAGUGACUCUACAUCUAGUGACUUGAACUCAGAGCUCCAAUCUCUCAAGCAACAACUCUCAGAAGCGCAACGACUGCUGAAUGUGAAUGAAGAAAAGACCACUCAGUUAGGAGAGGAUAAAGCCAAGCUGGAGGCUCAGAUCAGUGAACUGAUGAAAAACUCUGGCGAUAGCUCUCAACAACUAACCUCUAUGAACGAGCAACUACGUGAGAAAGAUAGAAAACUGGAAGAAGCGCAAUCAGCUUGUUCAAAUUCAACUCUAGAAAUAGGAAAACUUAAAGAAAAUAUAGAAACUAUAAACAAUGAACAUAAAAAAGAAUUUAAUAAUAUAUCUGAAAAACAUAAAGAAGAAUUAAAGAGUUCUGAGGAAAAACUUCUAGAAUCUAAUUCAGAAAUAGAGAAAUUAAAGAAUAAAAUUACAAAACUUAAUAAACAAUUUGAAGAUGAAAAACUUGAACUUGUAAAUAAGAAGGACAGUGAGCUAAACGAUGUAAAACAACAGAUUGAAAAACAACAAGAGGAAUUAUCAAAGAAAGAAAAUCAAAUCAAAUCACAAACUGAAAAAGUGACAGAGUUAGGAACCGAGAAAGAAAAUUUGAAGUUUGAAUCUGAAAAAUUAAAUAAGCAAAUUAAGAAAUUAGAAACUGAUAUAUCCGAGCUUACUACAGAAAAAGAUUCGCUUAUUACACAAAACAAAACGCUUAUUGCUGAAAAAGCUGAUAUAGUAGCUGCUAGUAAGGAGGGUGUAAAUAAGGUAGAAGAGCUUACAGGGGAACGGGAUGCUGCAAUACAGGAGAAAAAUAAGGCUAACUCAGAGAAGGAUGAUAUUCUAGGAAUGCUGGACAGAGCCAACCAAGAAAUCACACAAUACUUAAGCCAGAUUCAAGAAAUGGACUUGAAGUUUGAGGAAACAAAAAAAGAAUCUGAAAAACUUAAAACUGAAGCUAAAAGUCAUAAUGAGCAAUUAAACGAGGUUAAGACUCAGUUAGAAAAAGAGGCAAAGAAAUCAGAAGAGAUUCAAAGCAGUUUAGAAUCUGAAAGGAAGAAUGCAGGACUGCUUAAGGAACAGGUGUCAAGUUUAGAAGCACAAUUUGAAGAAAGCAAAACUAAACAAACCAAUUCAGAGAAACAACUUGUAGAGUCUCAAACUAAGCUGUCAACCACAGAAACUCAAUUGAAUGAGCUAAAGCUCAGUAUGAAGCCACUUCAGGAUGAGUUAGAUCAGCUGAAAUCAGAAGCAGUGAAUACUAAAGUCAUUAAGGAAGAAAAAAUACAGUUGGAGGUGCAGCAGUCGGAAUUGAAGAAAACUGUUGAGGAUCUCAAACAAAGGACUACUAAACUCAGGGAGGACUAUGAAGGGGAGAAAAAGGUGCUUGAAAACAACUUAGAGACAACCAGUGUUCUCAUGAAGGAGAAAGAUGCUCUGUUGGAUAAAAUGAAAAAUGAGGUUGUUGCCCUCCAAGGUGAGGUAUCACUAUCAAAGAGCUGGAAAGAUGCUAUUCAGAACCUGGAGUUGGACAAACAGUCUUUGGAGCAGAAGGUUGAGGAUCUGGAGUUCCAACUGGCAGAGGCUGAAGCUUUGGCUGAGACCAAUGAGAGCAACAAACAAAAUGCUAACCUUGUUUCAGUCACUCCUGAUGUUAUAACCAACACUGCAGAUACACUUAGUAAAGGAGAUUCAGCCAUGGUGAAGCUACAAGAAGAGAAAGAUGGACUGCAAGGACAGGUCGACUUCCUCAACUCAGUAAUUGUGGAUAUUCAACGUAAAAAUGAGGAGCUACAAGUGAGACUCGAGGCAAUGGAAUCAGGGGUUGUCAAUGGAGAUGACACGUCUUUCAAUGAUGUUAGUCCAAGGCAGCCUGCACCAAGACUCUUCUGUGACAUCUGUGAUGUGUUUGAUCUACAUGACACGGAUGACUGUCCCCAACAAGCCAUGGAUGAUGAGAGCCCCGAUGCUUCCCAUUACCAUGGUGAUAGAACAGAGAAGCGUGACUAUUGUGACAUAUGUGAAGUGUUUGGACAUACAACUGAGAACUGUGAUGAUCAAGAAACAUUUUAAUGAGGAACCAUCCAAGCCUAGAUGUGCAUAAUGGCUCCAAAUGCAGAAUAAGUGUACAAUGACACUCCAAAUGCACCAAUUGCACUCCAUACAAAAACAGUUUAAGAACAGUACAAGUCCUCAGUAAAUUUACAAGUUCAUGGUAAAUGUACAACUAAACAGAGAUCUACAUUUAGUCUCCAGAACACUACAAGGUGAUAAAUGCCAGGAUGUAGUCUUCAGUGUGUGUUUUUAUAUGAAUACACAUUUUAGUGCCCCCUAUAGUCUAAUGGUUGCUUCUAAUGAUCGUGCCUGUAGAAUGAAAGAUGAAGUACGAGAUUCAUUGGAUUUAUAUACUAUGUAUUAAACAGAUAGAAUAACAAUUUUACAGAAUUCCACUUUCAGGUGUUGUACCACCAUGGUGAUAUGCUACCACGGUUGGGUGUGUUUGGAUAAUAAGAGUUGUCCAAUUAAUGAGUUAUCUCUAAUCAGCCUUGAGGAAAUGAUGUUGGAACAGUAGUCAUUCAAAACCUUUUUCUCAAUAAAUUGUCAUAAUGUUAUGCAAUCUCCGCUUGGCUUGGCUCCCUGCUUGAUACUUGUGUGUAUGUAUGUAUG